Molecule: messenger RNA, 1424 nt
Organism: Candoia aspera
Lineage: Eukaryota; Metazoa; Chordata; Lepidosauria; Squamata; Candoiidae
Gene: PXMP2
Product: peroxisomal membrane protein 2
Exons: 5
Coding region: 12-1031 (339 amino acids)
Cellular component (GO): membrane; cytoplasm
Source: RefSeq, a predicted model, not a curated record
ACGUCGGCGCGAUGUCUCCGGUGCUGUCGAAGCCCAAUUCGGGGCCGCUGUCGCGGAGGCUGCACGCGCGCUACCUGCUGCGCCUGUAUCCGGUAUCCCGAGGAAGUCCGGCGCAGGAGACGCACCGCGAUCCUGAGCCACUUUCCCGGCGGAGGACGCCGGAGACACUCCCUGCCCAGACGGGGCCGGGCCGGGGUACCUGCUCCCGGCUUGGAAUUCGACCCGAAGGAGGCGCGCUCUGGGCCGGCCCCGAGGCGGCUGCCGCGCACGCCUCUCGGGGAGCGUGCUUUGGAUCGGGCCCGCGCCCCGAGAGGCCUCGACGAAGGCGCCGGACCUGUCGGGUUCGGAGGGUCUCCUGCGCGCUGAGCAGUUUUAUUAGCCGAACCCCGGGAGCAGCUGCGUUUCGAAGCAAAAAGGACGAGCAGGCUUUCGCAUCCUUGCGAAAGGGGCGCCCCUCUCCUUGCGAGUCUCCAGGCCGCGCUUCCCCUCCUGGGACCGAGCGCCCGCCGUGUUUUAUUUCAUCUCACUUCCCUCCGGGGACCCGAGGCAGGACCCCGUUCUUCCUGUCCGCACGUGCCUUCUUGUCAGCUCUAGGGAGCCUCCUGUCCCAGGUCAUUGGGAGGAGCCAGAAAAAGAGGAGCUUCGACUGGCAGGAACCCCUGCAGUUUGCUGUCUAUGGGUUUUUGUUCACUGGACCCCAUAGUCAUUAUUUCUACCUACACUUGGAGCAACGGAUUCCUUCAGAUGCCUCUUUUGCUCUCCUCAGAUGUCUGCUGGUGGACCAUCUCAUUGUCUCCCCGGUCUUUGUGGCCCUCUUUUUCCUAGUCAUGAACGUUUUGGAGGGGAAGGGCAUGUCUGCAUUCUCCAGAAAGAUGAAGUCUGGUUACUGGGCAGCCCUAAAGAUGAACUGGAAGGUGUGGACCCCCGUCCAGGUUAUUAACUUCACCUAUGUUCCUUUGCAGUUCCAGGUGCUCUUUGGAAACUUCAUUGCCCUCUUGUGGUUUGCAUACUUGGCAUCCAUCAAGAAGUGACAACGUAGAAGCUGUGGAUCUGGCACGGCAAAAGAGGUGGCCGUGGCUGUCCCAUAGGGCCGUGGAAGGAAGGAGCAGAGGAGGGUGGCUGGGAGCCUGACGGCCCUUUCCCUCCCUUGCAAGUUGCACUUUUGCCCCAUCCUGCACUUCCGGGCCUGGGAGAAGGGGCUUCAUUCAGCACUCCCACCCAUGACUGUCACAACUAACAAGGCCAUUUUAUUCUCUCUCGGUUUUUUUUUUCUGGGGUGACUGCAGGCAAGAUCUUUCUAUCUUUUCUCCUAUGGUGCUGAAUGGUAAUAGUUAAUCUGUGGACUGGGAUCAGAGCAGGCCAUAAAUAUGUGUGUGCCUGGUUUUCUGAGCAAUAAACAUAAUGAGAACAAUCUUUUGAAUUAA